This is a messenger RNA of Mus caroli (Ryukyu mouse), 596 nucleotides long. RefSeq names its product NADH:ubiquinone oxidoreductase subunit B6 (gene Ndufb6). The record is from RefSeq and is a predicted model, not a curated record. Gene Ontology annotation, cellular component: respiratory chain complex I. NCBI's taxonomy places the organism in Eukaryota, Metazoa, Chordata, Mammalia, Rodentia, Muridae. Gene Ontology annotation, biological process: mitochondrial ATP synthesis coupled electron transport; mitochondrial electron transport, NADH to ubiquinone.
CAUCACUGUGCGCCGCUCCCAGGCGCCUCAAGGUCGCUUUGCGGAGCGGGAGGGGUGCGUCAGUGACCCGUCCUGUGUAGGCUCGUCGGCGACAUGUCGGGGUACACGCCGGAUGAGAAGCUGCGGCUGCAGCAGCUGCGGGAGCUAAGGAGACGAUGGCUGAAGGACCAGGAGCUGAGUCCCCGGGAGCCUGUGCUGCCCCCGCGCAGGAUGUGGCCCCUGGAGCGAUUCUGGGAUAACUUUUUGAGGGACGGGGCCGCGUGGAAGAACAUGGUCUUUAAGGCGUACCGCUCCAGUCUCUUCGCUGUUUCUCAUGUGCUUAUACCUAUGUGGUUUAUUCACUAUUACGUCAAAUAUCAUAUGGCUACUAAACCAUACACCAUUGUUAGCUCGAAGCCCAGGAUAUUUCCAGGUGAUACAAUUCUGGAGACUGGAGAAGUAAUUCCACCAAUGAGAGAUUUUCCUGAUCAACAUCAUUGAAGAGUCCUUAAAAACUUAACAGACUUGUGUAACAGCACAAGUAUGUUCCUAAAGUCCUGUCUUUACUGAAUCUGUUUCCUGGAAAGUAAUUAAUAAAGCUUAUUCUCAGAGUGUUA